CUGGAGAGUUGUCGGCUGGAAAUGGCGGCCGCAGGCUUGGUUGCUGUGGCCACGGCUGCAGAGUACUCUGGCCAAGUAGCAUCGGGAGGUAACCUCUCCGGUGUUAACUGCGGCCCAAGCUCCGGGACAGGCCCUGGUCCUGGCCCGGGUUCGUGGAGCCGCUCCCUCGAUCGAGCGCUGGAGGAGGCGGCAGUGACCGGGGUGCUGAGCCUGAGCGGCCGGAAACUGAGGGAGUUUCCCCGGGGAGCGGCCAACCACGACCUGACGGACACCACCCGGGCGGAUCUGUCACGAAAUCGUCUCUCAGAAAUUCCCAUAGAAGCAUGUCAUUUUGUUUCUCUUGAGAAUCUCAACUUAUAUCAAAAUUGUAUUCGGUAUAUACCAGAGGCAAUUCUAAACCUACAGGCUCUGACAUUCUUAAAUAUUAGUCGGAACCAACUGUCAACAUUACCAGUGCACUUGUGUAAUUUACCAUUGAAAGUCUUAAUUGCUAGUAAUAACAAAUUGGUGUCACUUCCAGAAGAAAUUGGACAUCUCAGACAUUUAACAGAACUUGAUGUGAGCUGCAAUGAAAUUCAAACAAUACCUUCCCAAAUUGGUAAUUUGGAGGCCUUGAGAGACCUUAAUGUAAGAAGAAACCACUUAGUACGUUUGCCUGAAGAGCUGGCAGAGCUGCCUUUGAUACGGUUAGACUUCUCCUGCAAUAAAAUUACAACAAUCCCUGUUUGUUAUCGGAACCUCAGGCACCUACAGAUGAUCACCCUAGAUAACAAUCCACUACAGUCUCCUCCUGCACAGAUAUGUAUAAAAGGCAAAAUCCACAUAUUUAAGUACCUGAACAUACAGGCUUGUAAGAUUGCUCCAGAUCUGCCAGAUUACGAUAGGAGACCCUUGGGUUUUGGCUCCUGCCAUGAAGAACUGUACUCAGGUCGCCCUUAUGGAGCUCUUGAUUCAGGUUUCAAUAGUGUGGACAGUGGUGAUAAGAGAUGGUCAGGGAAUGAACCUACAGAUGAAUUUUCAGAUCUGCCUCUUCGAGUAGCAGAAAUCACUAAGGAACAAAGACUGCGAAGAGAAAGCCAGUACCAGGAGACUCGCAGCAGUUUAGUAGUAACAAAUGGUGGAGUGGAACAUGAUCUGGACCAGAUCGACUACAUCGACAGCUGUACUGCGGAGGACGAAGAGGAUGAGAUGAGACAGCCCAAGGGGCUGGAGCCAGACAGCCUCAGUUCCCAGUUUAUGGCGUAUAUUGAACAGCGGCGAAUCUCUCAUGAGGGUUCACCCAUAAAGCCAGUACCUCUGAGGGAGUUUCAAAAAACAGAGGACAUGAGAAGAUAUUCACAUCAAAACAGGGUUCCAGUUGAGCCAUCUUCUGUCACGUCACUAUCACCAAGUCACAAUCAGUUAUCACAUGCAGACUUGGAACUUCAUCGGAGAAGAGAACAGUUAGUAGAGCGAACUCGGAGAGAGGCCCAGCUUGCUGCCCUACAGUAUGAGGAGGAGAAAAUAAGGACCAAGCAGAUGCAGAGAGAUGCUGUCCUGGACUUUGUCAAGCACAAAGCGUCACAGAGUCCACAAAAACAGCAACCCCCCUUAGAUGAUGAGUGUCCCUUCCCAUCCAGAAGGUCUCAGCACACUGAUGAUAGUGCCUUGUUAGUGUCGCUGUCAGGGUUGAAUCAAGUGGGCUGUGCUGCUACCCUGCCUCAUUCUUCUGCCUUCAUGCCUAUUAAGAAUGAUGACAGAUCUAAUGCCAUCGCAAGUUCACCUACAACAGAAACAGUUCAUCAUUGCCCUGCAUAUUCUUUUCCUGCUGCUAUGCAGAGAAACCAGGCCCAGCGCCCUGAAAGCUUCCUUUUCCGAGCAGCUGUCGGGGCAGAAGCAAAUAAAGGUCAUGCUUCACCACUUCUUUCAUCUUCUGCACCUACCACUGAUUCUGCAGAUCCCAUAAUGAGACCAAAUUCAAGACCGAGAGAAGAAGAGCUGGAAUUAAUAGAUCAAUUACGGAAACAUAUCGAGUACCGGCUGAAAGUAUCACUGCCUUGUGAUCUUGGAGCAGCUCUAACUGAUGGUGUUGUUCUUUGCCAUUUGGCCAAUCACGUGCGGCCUCGAUCUGUCCCCAGCAUCCAUGUCCCUUCACCAGCUGUACCUAAAUUAACAAUGGCAAAAUGCAGGCGGAAUGUGGAGAAUUUCCUAGAAGCUUGCAGAAAAAUUGGUGUACCUCAGGAGCAAUUAUGUUUGCCUCUGCACAUUUUAGAAGAGAAAGGUUUGAGCCAGGUCGCAGUGACGGUGCAGGCUCUCCUGGAGCUUGCCCCCCCCAAGCAGCAGCACCACUUGUCUGCUGCGUGAGGACCCCCAGCACCUGGGCGCUGGCCCGGCCAACCCGGAGCAGGACGGGAUGCUGCUGCCAGCCGGCUGCUUGCGCAAAGCUCUUGCGUGCUCUUACGAGGGACUGUUUCCAUGAUUCCUAACAGGAAUAUGUUGCUUCAUUUCUCCAUUUUAGGGGAGGUUAUAUCCGUUUCCAUGGGACUGUUUUAGGAAGACACAGUUGGUUUUCACAAAUGAAACUUAAUUCUGCCAUUACUGAGAACCCGACACCGAAGCCUAAACUGGCUGUGCUUUCCUAGAGAGCAGGCCUGUCUCCCAUUCCAGGAAGAAAGCUUCUCAGAAGGAUAGUUAGCUUUCCUGAAAGCAGAGACAUGUUACUAUCUUUACCUGUUUCCUGUUUCUGGAACCCACUGGUUUCCAAAACUGGCUGUUCAUUAGAAUCUCCUGGAGCAUUUGUUAAAAUGUAGACUCUCAUUCCAGUAGGUCUAGAGCAGGGCCUGGGUAUCUGCAUUUUCAACUGACAUAGUGAGACCACUUUCCCAAGCUGGGUAUUUUUUUGUAUGAUGUCGAGAGUAAUGACUCCACUAUAUUUGUCAGCCUCAUUUAAAAUCCAAAGCUAUGUUAUGAUUACCUGGGACUGUCUGUCCAAGGCAAAACAAAUAUAAUGUAGAAGGCCUAGACUUUUGCAUAGUAAAGCAACGAGAGAGGUAAGUUAUAUUUAAGGCCAGUGUCUUAGGCCUUCCUCAGACUUCUGUCCGCCACCACCUAAAACUUGGUUCUCGUAUGUGACAUCCGAACAUUAUAAACAAGCACUCUACACACAGGUUCCAAACCCUUAGGAUGGUAACAGGCACUACUCAGCAUCAUUUUCACUGAGCUCCCCCCACGCUGCUCCCAGGAUACCGGACCUGCAAAUACCUUCCCCUCACGGCAGAUACACUUCCAGCUCCCUAACCAAUGGAAGAUUAUGAAAACAGAGCAGAAGGAGUAAAAGAGAAGCCAAGUUUCUUAAUUUCUUUCAAAUAACUGCCAGUUUCCAUGGCUGACUUAAAGCACCUGUGGCAUCUUCAAAAACCACGUGCUGUCUCUGUAGCUAGCUCGUCCAACUCUCCUGCUGGUGCCUUCUUCACUCAAUUGUGGGCCAAGCAAGAGGGCCCAAGGGCUCAUGGAGCACAAAGCCAGGAACCUUUGUUCAAGUGUAAGCCACUAAGGUCUUUCUUACCCUAACAUUUUGAACCCCUUUUAGUUGUCAGCAUAUCUUUUGGUAUUCACUGCCUUUAUAAACCACGUAAAUAAGAGUAAGUGAAGAUGCUAGUUAUCUGAGAUUUUUUGGGCUGUGAACUGUUCUGGACUUUCUUUACCAAUGCAUGCAUUUGAGCAAAAUGUUCUCUCUUUAUCAUGUAAAUGCAGCAUCUAAAAGUAACUGGAUAAAAUCAUGUUGAGUAUCUGGUCAAAAGAAUGUUUUCUCCCUGUUCUCACAGGGAAACAGAUUCAGCAGAACAUUCCACUUUGUCAAAGUUUAAAAUUAACAUAAAACAUCUGAUAUCAAAGCCCCACUGACCUUACAGAACAAAAGUAAAAUUUUUUUAACUGCUUAGAGCCAGACCCCGUUAUAUUUACAGUUCUAAACAGACCCACCAAUCAAAGCGACUUGUUUAGAAUUUAGCUGUGUGCAUUUUUAAACUAUAGGUAUUUCUCCUUCUAGUCAACAUUAAACCUCAGUACAAUUUCCGAAUAAUAGAAGCCAUUUGAAAUGAAACUCAGCAAAGAACAGGACUGUUUGUCACCUAUUAUGCAAGGAGUAAUCCCAGAAGACAUACAUAAUGCAACAUUUGGAAGAUUUGCAACUAUUUAUCCCAUAGGAAUAAGUGGAAAUUUCCACUUAUUUCACAUCUUAUACAUAACGUGCAACCUUAUUAAUGCAUUUUUAUCAAACUAAUGCAAAUUUAUAUUUGAAUUACUAGAAAAAAAUUGUGUACAGUUUUGGUUGAUAGUGAAAGAAAAAUAUCAAAUGUGUUGAAUUUCUUUUCUAAGUCAAGAUGCAAAAACAUUUCGUGAAUGCUUUUGCUAGAAAAUUUUUGUAUUCAGUGUUCUGUAUGUACCUUUUUUUUUUUUUAAUAAACUGGAAAGAAAAUUUAACAUUGAGCCCUGCUAGACUCCAGUGUAAGAUAAAGGUGCUGUAGUGGAUCUGGCUGACCACUUAUGAGCUUCCUACUGAAGCAGUGGCCGGCCCAGUGCGGAAGUAUGAACAAAGAGGCGGCUAAGUGCCCACCCAGCAGGGGCCCCUGGCAGCUGUGGAGACCAUAAGUCAGCAGGUUCUCUGGAAACAGCUUCUGGCUGGAGGGGCUGUUGUUUGGCUAGAACAGAAUAGGGGGCUUAUUAGGAGGUCACUCUCUUUAAUAGCUUUUUAAAAUACAGCCUCAUAGCUAACUAAGGAGUCUGUGAUUUCUCUUACUUGCUACAGCUCAGCAGUGACUAAUGACAUGUGACUAUGCUGAUGAGUAGGACAAAGUUUUAACAACUAAGUGCUUAAAAUGGUUAUAGAAAUGAAGGAAAACAUGGAUAUUUAGAAACUUUUUUAUAUACUUAUUGCAGUGAGAUGGUUUACAGCAGAUUUCAUUUUAUUUCUGAAAAUGUUGUAAACGUGUAAUUAGUAAAAGAUUUUGUAAAACAUUGUCCUAUAUUUGUAUGUCUGUAAAUAUAAUGCAUAAGUUCUAAGUAUAAAUAUGUCAAUAUCAUGUAUGUUAUUUUAAAUUGCCUGUAUGCCACCUUACUUGUUGACAUGAAAAUAAAAGCCAACACUUCAAUCGCAUGAAAUAAAGGCUGACUUGAAAAUGUU
Messenger RNA from Zalophus californianus (California sea lion), 5161 nucleotides. RefSeq names its product leucine rich repeats and calponin homology domain containing 3 (gene LRCH3). The transcript is spliced from 21 exons. The coding region runs from base 22 to 2343 and encodes 773 amino acids. Gene Ontology annotation, molecular function: protein binding. The record is from RefSeq and is a predicted model, not a curated record. NCBI's taxonomy places the organism in Eukaryota, Metazoa, Chordata, Mammalia, Carnivora, Otariidae.